CCAAACGCUCAUCUGACAGCUGAGGCUAGCAUUACGGAGACGACUUCUCGUCCAUACGUCAUCCAGAUGAGGCAUGCUGGAAGUAUGCAGCCCGUAUCUAGAAGAGAUGCUGGAGUCUGGCACCAAACAAGAAGUCUUCUCUACAAAAAUCUGCUCAUCAAAUGGAGGACCAAGCAACAGAGUCUCCAGGAACUGAUCCUACCUCUGCUUCUGUUGGGUCUUCUGAUACUCAUCAGCACCCUGAAUCCUCACGUUUAUUAUGGAGGCAUGAGCACCAUGGACCUGGAGCGCGAAGACCACUUCUUCAAGGGCUUGGGCUACACACCAAUCACUAACAUCACCAACCACAUCAUGGAAGAGGUGGCCCAGGAGAUGCACAUGCAGGAUCAUCUGGAGAUGUUUGCCAGUGAGGAGGACCUGGAGAACGCCAGCCUUUAUGAGCCUUCCAGCUACGUCGGUGUGGUGUUCCUGGACAGCUCCGCCACGUCUUACAGGCUACGCUUUCCGUACAACCACCUGCCCUUUCCCAGCGAUUACACAGAAUCUAUUGCAAACUGUUUUACCAGCUCAGUGAACUGCAGAGCGGCUAACUACUGGUACUCUGGCUUCAUCCGCCUGCAGUCCCUGAUCGAUGCAGCCAUCAUCCAGAUGCAGACAAAGCGUUCUGUUAGGAGUGAGAUGGACCUCAGUGUAGUGAUGAUGGGUCAGCCAGGCUCUGUGGAGGUGCAGAAAUUCCCCCACGCCCUCAUCUCCAUCUACCUGGUCCUGGCCUUUACGCCCUUCGUCACCUUCCUCAUCGUCAACGUGGCAGCUGAGAAGGAACAUCGCCUCAAAGACACCAUGACCAUGAUGGGGCUCUACGACACCGCUUUCUGGUUGUCAUGGGGUCUCCUGUACGCUGCCCUGGUAACCACCAUGUCCUUCCUAAUGUCCAUCAUCGCUACGUACACGGCCCUGUUCCCUAACAGUGACUUCUUGGUUAUAUUCCUCCUCAUCUUCCUCUACGGAAUAUCAUCGAUCUUUUUCUCCUUCAUGAUGACCCCGCUAUUUAAGAAGCCCAAGUUUGCCAGCACAGUGGGUUCCAUGCUGACGGUGGUGUUCGGCUGCCUGUCCCUGUUCACCGUGCUGAUGAAGGACUUCCCUCAGCCUCUGGUCUGGCUCCUCUGCCUGCUCUCCCCCAGCGCCUUCUCCAUUGGGAUUGCACAGGUGGUUUACCUGGAGGCCCAGGGAGAUGGUGCUGUGUUCUCCUCCCUGGCUAACGGCCCUCAUCCUCUGUACGUGCCCCUGUUCAUGCUCGUUGUGGACUGCAUUCUCUACCUGCUGUUGGCUGUCUACCUGGACCAGGUUCUGCCUGGGGACUUUGGAAUCAAGCGGUCCCUGGUGUACUUCCUGAAGCCUUCCUAUUGGUCAAAACGCAGAAAGCGUUACGUUGAAGUGAGCUCGGUAUACGACGCAGAGGUGAAAGGCACUUCAGGUGGCGACGAGCAUGUGGAGCCCAUUUCACCUGAGUUCAGAGGGAAAGAGGCUAUCCGCAUCAAUAACAUCCAUAAAGUGUACAAAGAGAAGGACAGCGUGGUGGAGGCUCUGAGAGGUUUGACGUUUGACAUCUAUGAGGGCCAGAUCACCGCUCUGCUGGGACACAGCGGGGCUGGAAAGUCCACUCUCAUGAACAUCCUGUGUGGCAUCUGCACGCCCACCAGCGGCUCGGCCACCAUCUAUGGCUCCCCCGUAGCAGAGAUCGCAGAUGGCUCCGAAAUGAAGCAGCUGGUGGGAAUUUGCCCCCAGUUUAACAUUAUCUUUGAUGUGCUCACUGUGGAGGAGCACCUCCGGAUGUUUGCUGCCAUCAAAGGGAUCCUACCCUCGGACAUCGACGCUGAGGUUACCAAAGUGCUGAAGGAUCUAGACUUGGAAAAAAUUGCGACUGCUCAGGCCAAAAAUCUGAGUGGAGGCCAAAAGAGGAAACUCUCUGUGGGCAUCGCCAUUCUGGGAGAUCCUAAGAUCUUGCUCUUGGACGAGCCCACGGCCGGCAUGGACCCCUGCUCCAGACACCAGGUGUGGACGCUGCUGAAGAACCGCAGAGCCGGCAGAGUCACUGUCCUCAGCACACACUACAUGGACGAGGCUGACAUUCUGGCUGAUCGCAAAGCUGUGAUUUCUCAAGGACAGCUCAAAUGUGUUGGCUCUUCUCUCUAUCUCAAAGUCAAGUGUGGUGUUGGAUAUCAUCUCAGAAUGUCUAUCAACGAGGGAUGUGAAGCUGAAAAGAUCACGUCAUUGGUCAAGCAGCAUGUUACCAAGGCGAAGUUAUCUCGACAACAUGACGCAGAGUUGACCUUCACUCUGCCUCUGGAGGGCAUGGACAUGUUUUCAGGCUUGUUUUCGGAGAUCGAUUGCCAACCCAAUCUGGGAAUUAUCAACUAUGGGGUUUCUAUGACAACCCUGGAGGAUGUUUUUCUUCGUUUAGAGGCAGAGACCGAAGUAGACCAAGCUGACUACAGUGUGUUUAAUCAGGAGCAGACAGAGGAGGAAGGUGACAACGCCUCUGUGGACGAUACCGACCAGCGGCUGCUGACCUUCUCUGACAACAAGUCUGACGUCGUGUCGGGUCACGCUCUGUGGCGGCAGCAGUUCAGCACCGUGGCCUGGCUGCACAUGCUCAACAUGCGUAGGGAGAGGAAAGCCUUCAUUUACACUCUGGCCCUGUUCCUGGUGUUUGUGGCUGCAGUUCUCGUCCUUUCUCUGGCCACAGGAAACAUCCAGAUUCACUCCUCAGAACGCCAGUUUCUACCCAUUUACCUCCUCAACAAAAACGAGAUGCCGCACAGAUACUCUACCGGCCUCCUGGUUCAGAACUCCUCAGGCUCUGAUCUUUCUGAUUUCAUCCACAACCUGGAGUCUCAGGACCUCAAAGUAGAUCUGAUGAAACACAGCGAGUACAUGGCUGCAGCCCCCCACAGCGCCGCCAUCAACGUGACAGGAUCCAGCAAGGGGUUCAGGUACAGUGUUGCGUUCAACAGCACCACCGUUCACUCCUUGCCAAUGGCUGUCAAUGUAUUAAGCAACGCUCUUCUAAGAGGUCUGAAUGGUACUGGACAGAUACGAACCUGGAGCAAACCAUUUGAUUAUCAAAUGCCCGAUGCCACGUCCUAUGCUCUGGUGUACAUAGAGGCCAUCAUUCUGGGGAUGCUGGCUGCUGGGAUGCCUGCGUAUUUCGCCAUGGACCACACUCGAGACAGAGAGAUCAAGUGUCGCUCCACACUGCGUAUCUCUGGCCUGGUCCCGUCAGCGUACUGGUGCGGCCAGGCAGCGGUGGACAUCCCCUUCUACUACCUCAUCCUCUCCUGCAUGACCAUGAUCCUCUUCUCCUUCCACACCGGAAACCUGCUAACCUCCAGCAACCUCACCUCUGUGGUCUGUACUUUAAACAUGAUGCUUCACACAUACUUCACAGAAAACAAGCUUGUUGGGUGA
Notothenia coriiceps (black rockcod) is the source of this 3468-nucleotide messenger RNA. RefSeq names its product ATP-binding cassette, sub-family A (ABC1), member 5 (gene abca5). The record is from RefSeq and is a predicted model, not a curated record. The transcript is spliced from 23 exons. Gene Ontology annotation, molecular function: ABC-type transporter activity; lipid carrier activity; ATP hydrolysis activity. Gene Ontology annotation, cellular component: membrane; intracellular membrane-bounded organelle. Gene Ontology annotation, biological process: transmembrane transport; lipid transport. Bases 67 to 3468 code for a protein of 1133 amino acids. NCBI's taxonomy places the organism in Eukaryota, Metazoa, Chordata, Actinopteri, Perciformes, Nototheniidae.